Chaetomium globosum CBS 148.51 is the source of this 2313-nucleotide messenger RNA. RefSeq lists its product as uncharacterized. NCBI's taxonomy places the organism in Eukaryota, Fungi, Ascomycota, Sordariomycetes, Sordariales, Chaetomiaceae. The coding region runs from base 1 to 2313 and encodes 770 amino acids. Gene Ontology annotation, molecular function: siderophore-iron transmembrane transporter activity. The record is from RefSeq and is a predicted model, not a curated record. Gene Ontology annotation, biological process: transmembrane transport; intracellular iron ion homeostasis. Gene Ontology annotation, cellular component: vacuolar membrane; endosome. The transcript is spliced from 5 exons.
AUGGCUCGCAGCGGCGACGACAACCCGCCCUUCGAGGCCACCGCUACGGCGGACAGCGCGCACUCCGACUUACCCGGCCGUGCCUCUUCGGUCUCGGCCUCCCCCGGCGAUGAGAAAUCCGCGGGUGUUCGCCGUGCUGAGGCCCUGGCUGCUGUCUUGACCACCACGGACCGCGUCUGCAUCUUCCUGGGCGUCUUCCUCGUCGCCUUCGCCUACGGCCUCGACGGUACUGUUCGCUAUGCCUACCAGCCCAAAGCCACCGCCUCGUUCGAACAGCACUCGCUGCUGGCUACCGUUAACGUCCUCCGGUCCGUCAUCGCUGCCGCGGCUCAGCCCACCUCGGCCAAGAUCGCUGAUAUCUUCGGUCGCGUCGAGCUUGUCAUGCUCUCCGUUUUCUUCUACGUCCUCGGCACCAUCAUCGAGACGGUGGCGACCAACGUGCCGACCUUUUCCGCGGGCGCCAUCAUCUACCAGAUCGGCUACACCAUGAUUAUGCUGCUCGUCGAGGUCAUCGUCGCCGACAUCACGUCGACCCGCGCCCGUCUCAUCUUCAGCUACGUCCCGGCCAUGCCUUUCCUUAUCACCACCUGGGUCAGCGGCAACGUAUCGCAGUCCGUCCUUGCCGUCACGGACUGGCACUGGGGUAUCGGCAUGUGGUGCAUCAUCUACCCCGUGUGCGCCAUGCCCCUGAUCGUGAGCCUGAGCCUCGUCGGCCGCCGCGCCCGCAAGCAGGGCGUCAUGGAAAAGUACAGCGAGGCCGUCAAGAGCCUGCCCUGGGGCCCUUUCCUCAUCGACCUCUUCUGGCGCCUGGACGUGAUCGGUGUGAUCCUCCUCAUCGCUGUUUUCGCCCUCAUCCUCGUCCCCAUGACCAUUGCCGGCGGCUUCGAGGCCUCCUGGACGGCCCCGCAGGUUCUCGGCCCGCUCAUAGUCGGCGUUUGCACUAUCCCCAUGUUCGUCUUCUGGCAGCUGCGCGCGCCGCACCCGCUCGUGCCCUUCUACCUGAUCAAGGACCGCGCCGUGUGGGGCGCCCUCGGCAUCGCGAUGCUGCUCAAUUGGGCGUGCUUCUUCAGCGUCGUCUCGGGCUGCAUCCUCGGCCUCGUCGUCUACAAGGUUCGCCGGCUCAAAGUCUUCAUCGUCGCCGGCACCUGCCUCUUCAUGGUCGCCUUCGGCCUGCUGAUCCGCUACCGUGGCGAUACCGACACGUCCAGCCGGGCCGGUGUCAUCGGCGCCCAGGUCGUCCUCGGCCUCGCCGGCGGCAUGUUCCCCUACCCGGCACAGGCGUCGCUGCAGGCCGCGCUCAAGCACGAGCACCUCGCCGUCAUGACCGGCCUGUACUUGGCCACCUACAACUUGGGCUCAGCGUUCGGCGGCGCCGUGUCGGGCGCCAUCUGGACCCAGGUCCUGCCCGGCCAGCUGAGCCAGCGCCUUGCCCAGUUCGACAACGCCACCCUGCCUACCUUCGCCUAUGCCAACCCCUUCGACUUCGCGCUGGAGUACGCCGUGGGCACCGACGAGCGCCAGGCCGUCAUCGAGGCGUACAAGUACGCCCAGCGGCUGCUGACCAUCACGGGCAUCUGCCUGUGCGUGCCGCUGAUCGCCUUUGCCGCCGCGCUGAGGAACCCCAAGUUGAACGACGAGCAGACCCUGGCCCAGGACGCCCCCGCCGUUCGGGUGCCUGUCGCCGGGGAGGCGGAAAGGCGCGGGGAUACCAAGGAGAUGGCCCGUGCUUGUCAUAACCCAAUUGUCGCCACUAUUGUGCUGGUGGUAGAAAGUGGUCCAAUGCGCGGCCCCAUCCGCCACCGCCUCGGCGAGCUCGUCCACCUCUGCCGGAUCCACCUCGCCCGCGUCCUCAAAGUCGAGCAGCAUGACCCGAUCCUCGACCAAGUGGUAGUUGCGCGGGUUCUGGUCGGCCGGCUCCACGCCCAGCUCGAGCAGCGCCCGCACGGCCGGCUUGAGCCGCGCCUUCAGCGCCGUCUUGCUCAGCGCCCCGGCCGCAGCCGAGUGCAGGGAUACGCGCCCUUCGCCGUAGAAGGUGGGAAUGACGCGGCUCUGGAUGGGGGCGAGCUUUUGGUAAAUCCGCUGCUCGGCGUCGAACUCGGCAUCCCAGGUGGGCGUGAGCUGCUUGACGAUGAUGGUUGGAGGGAGGAAUGGGCCGGGGAGGAGGGCGCGGAUGCCGGCGCGUAUUGGGGAAGGGAGAAUGGAACCGGCCUCAUGCCUUGCAAGGAAAUCCGAACGUGGUCGUCAUGCUAUAAGGCGGGCUCAUCUGUUGCGCGUUGGUUCAACGCGUCUGGGCAAAAUUGCGGAGGUUCGUGA